Molecule: messenger RNA, 517 nt
Organism: Durotheca rogersii
Lineage: Eukaryota; Fungi; Ascomycota; Sordariomycetes; Xylariales; Xylariaceae
Exons: 2
Coding region: 96-395 (99 amino acids)
Source: RefSeq, a predicted model, not a curated record
CUAACUACUCGAAGGCGUUUUUGCACCUCUUCGUCGCCCGCCGCCAGAGGUUACCUACCAUCCCUCGGCUGGCGGUGACCCGACUGGUGAGCCGAAUGUCAUUUUGGUUCUCGUCUCGUUGUCGCCUACGCGAUUGGUUGUUAUGUCUACACGCGCACCUCCUUUUCCUUAGAUACCUAUGUUUUUGCCCACAGCAAAAACGAACCGGAAAAGCGCAGAGCGUAGCGAAGUGCUUCGAUGUAUACCAACCAGUAAGGUCUCACGUCUUAGGUAUCCUUCGGGUACGAUCAACUAGUAAGAGUCUUCGGCGAGAGCGGGAAGACACGUGGCGCUCUCGUGCCGGCAAGCAUCACUAUUCAUUACCGUGGAUUCUCGCGCCGCCGACACCUACUUAAUUAGUAUGACACGGCACGGGCGUGCCUAGAAAAGAAUCGCACCGCGUUACUCGUGAGCAGUGGCCGAUGCUGAACGGCGGAUUGCUAUCUAACAGCUAGAGUGACAACACGAUGCGAUAAUA